CAGUCCAUAUAUAUUUCUUUUCCACGGGCCUCGUUGUUUGAUACGCGUGUUGCAGUAUCUGCACUGUAACAGAUAUCCGUAACACAGAAGCCUUUUACCUUGUGAUACCUGUGGUACUGUACAGGAUGUGCCAUGAACGAGAGCGACAGAAAAUCAUCUGUCUUCAGCCAAGGAAAAGAGUUUGAUGCUUGUUUUAGUCAACCACAUAGACCUAUGGGGCACCUGAUGUGCCUAAAACUCAGGUGCUUCCCCAGGUGCAGUGUAAUGUGCUCUUUGCCUUCCCCAAAGAGACCUCCUCUGACAUUCCACCUCCAUUGAAUGAAGGGGAGACAGGCUUGACUGGGAGAGAAUGAAAUAAACAGCACUGCAGCGCUUUGAGGAUGCAGGAGGCCAAGUUUAGAGCAGAAAUGUAAAUAAAUAUUUGCCAUGGCAUUCAUUAGGUGUGGCAGCACCACAAUAAGUUCCUGCUGCAGCUGAGGAGCUGAACAGAUUGAGAAAGAUCCUCUGUGGGCAAAAAAGGGUCAUUUGUUCAUCCAUGGAGCACAAGGACACACAUCCUGCAACACCCUGGCACCUCAUUGUACCCACGAGGGCACAGAUGAACGUCUUCCACCGUGAAGUGCUGGUUUGCAAAAUAACAAUUAAUUUUAAAACGUUACAACGCCCUUUGCAACAGCCCACUGUAAUUAUUGUACACGGAAAACAAGUUCAUUCUGGUCUUAACCAGAGGAAGACAUAAACAUCUACUAAUAGAGAAGAAACAAAGUUUAAUUUGCUCACGGAUCAGUGAAGUCCAAAAAUGUGAAUUCAUUUUGGGUGGACUUUGCCCUUUUUUGGUAUUUAAGAUUCAGGAGCAAGUGCCAGCAGAGCUUAGAAAGACAACCCUCACAAUCUGUAUCCACUCCUGGCAUCACUGACUGCUGCCCCUGUAAUAAACCAUCCAGAAACGGAAUACCUCAAUAAAUAAAAAGGGAUCUUUUAAGAGGUGAGAUGAACCUUGAAGAGUAUUUUGCAAGAACUGGCUAUAAAGGCUCCACUGAAAAACAAGAUUUGGAAACCUUAACCGAUAUAUUCCAGCACCACAUCCGUGCUGUUCCCUUUGAAAACCUCAGCAUCCACUGUGGGGAGAAAAUUACUUUGGAGUUGGAGCAUGUUUACAACAAGAUCGUGCGGAAGAAGCGGGGUGGCUGGUGCAUGGAGAACAACCAGCUGCUGGGCUGGGUGCUGAAGGGCCUGGGCUAUGACACCAGCUUCCUGGGGGCGUACGUGUUCAACCCCCACCAGAAUGCCUACGCCACCCUCAUGACCCACCUCGUGGUAAAGGUUGUCAUUGAUGGCACAGCCUACAUCGUUGAUGGAGGCUUCGGGGUGUCCUACCAGAUGUGGCAGCCGAUGGAGCUUGUGUCAGGGAAAGACCAGCCCCAGGCUCCCGGCGUCUUCCGCUUCACAGAAAUAAACGGUGUCUGGUACCUGGAGAAAAUGAGACGGAAACAAUACAUCCCCAACCAGAGCUUCUCCAACUCUGACCUGCUGGAGAAGAAAGAGUGCCGGAAAGUUUAUAUGUUCAGCCUUGAGCCACGGACAGUGGAAGAUUUCCGUUUCCAGUGCACAUACCUCCAGGCCUCUCCAGAUUCCCUCUUCACAAAGAAGUCCAUCUGCACCCUCCAGACCACCGAUGGAUUCCGAGCGCUAAUUGGGUGGACACUCACUGAGACCACGUACAACUACAAGGAAAACAUGGAUCUGGUAGAAUUUGUAACUCUUGAAGAUGAAGAGGUGGAAAAAACCCUCAAAGAGAAAUUCAACAUCACCCUAGAGAGAAAACUUGUCCCCAUUAAUGUUAAAGGAUCUUAUACAAUCUAGAUGACCAGGAAAACCUAUAGUAAUGCUACGUGUGUACAGCACCUUCCACUGUCUGUGCAAUCCUCACUGCAAGGUUAUGGGAUUCUUUUGCAGGUGACUGAAGGAUACAUAUAUUAACAUGAGAUUAAAGUGAAUUUCACUUUGGGAAAAAUCAGGAAUUUAAGACUCUUGAGUCAGUUGGGUAAAAUUAUUUGCUGCGAGAUGACUGCCGUUCAAUUUUUGGCACAAAUGUAGGAUUUGAUUUGAAUCUGGUUAUAAGCUUGGGUAAGAAAUAUGUCUGGGGAAUUUUGGACUGCCUGUAGCACAUGAGUAUGGAUUAUUAAUUGUGAUAGGCUGCCAACACAUUUUCUAAGGUUAUUAUAGGGAGACAAGUCAUCUGUGAGCAUUUAGACAAUGAAGUACACACUUAAAACUUCAUUUUUCACAAGAUCCAACCACUCACAGCUCAUCUCAUCCCUCUACCUUUAAUAUGAGUAAAACAUAGUCAUCUUGGAAAGGAGCAUUAGGAGGCAUAAUUCUUUCACCAUCAUCCUUAGACAAGCCAUAGUAUGAAAUGAAAAUUAUCAUCAUGUGCAUCCCUCUGGCCAUUACUGCAGUAAACUGCCCCAAGUAAUUUUUGGUAUGUACCUAUUCUUCUGGUGAUGAAAAUUCUAUAUAUUGCAGUGUUAUUGUGGCUGAUGGGCUCUAAGGAGCAAACUACUAAGCUUUGUUUCUGAGAUGCAAUCAUACUAUAAAAUGUGACUGGUGCUUAAAUGCCACAGCUGGCUUAGACUUACUUUUGUCCCAAAAGGGGUGGAAAUUCUGUAUUUUUAGCAUUGCAUUAUAUUUGUAUAUGAAGCUAAGCCCGCUAUACCCUUAAUUCUGUCCUGCAAACAUGAGAGUCCACAUGACUGUCCUGAAUGGAUACCAUAGCCCAGGAACUUUAAUGCCAUUAGUGUUUGUUCAUCCGUAUCAAAGUGAAAAAACAACCCAAGGAGCCAGCGAAAUCGAAAGGAAACCUUUUCUUUUAUUUCACAAUCACUUUUCCCCAUUUUCCAGAAAAUGUUGUUCUUCCUACCAUACUUCUCUGCAAAAAGCCCAACCAACAAAACCACUAAGACAGGGGAAGCAUUCUUAAAUGCAUCUCUAAAUGCAUCAAAAAAUAGCAGAAACACCAAAAACCACUCUCUCUCCCCAAUCUGUAAUUAGCCUGAGUAUUGGUCAAAUGUUGAUUCCUCCCACUGAAUAGUGUAUUUUUGCUCAAAGACAUCAUCCGAUCAUUAAUCUCACAAAUGCUGUAAGUGUAUACCUAAAAAUAAAUAAAAGGAAAAUAAAGGCAUUACAAGGUGUUUUAGGUACAGCUGCCCCCAGCUGCACUGACUCCUGCACACACCAUCCCCAAAGUGACGGCUGGUCAGUCAUACCACUGAUCUGCUGGCCAACCCUUCCCACCUCAAACUUCUUAGGAUCACAGGAUCACUGAGGUUGGAAGGCCCUUUAAGAUCAUGGUUUUCAACAAUGAACCCAGCACCACCACCAUGUUCACCAUUAAACUCUGUCCCCAAGUGCCACUUCCAGGAUGGCGACUCCACCACUACCCUUGGCCGUCUUCCAGUCCUUUACAACCCUGUGAAAAAAAUUUUCCUAGUAUCUAAUCAAAACCAUCCCUGGCAUAACUGGAGGGAUUUCCUGUUGUCCAGUCACUUGUUACCUGUUCCUUGGAAUCUGUUACCUGUCACUUCUUGAACUAAACAGGCUAAUAUUGAACAAAUGCAGCACUGGUGUUGGAGAUGGUGAGUUCCUACAGGUACCUGGGUGAAGAGGUUGUAGGCUGAGGAAGAUGAUCACUGAAGGGGAGGCCCAGGAGUCAUCUCUACUGGGCUUGGCAGCCAGCAGCUCUGGGCUGGUUGUGGUGUGUGCCAGCUCCUUGUGUGACUGGCCGUGGUGGCAGCUCAUGGCCUGGGUGCACAGAUACUUGCACAGGGAUGAGGAACUGAGAACCAAGCAAGAGGUGAGAGGGGACACUGAAAGAUCUUACUGAGGCCAGAACACAGCUUUACUAUUAAUAAUGGAAUUACCGAAUUUGUUCAGUAAUUUGUGUUCAGGUUAUUCCCUCACAUUAAAUGUUCCAUUAAGGGUUUUUACCCCUUUGUAAAUGAUUGAUCAUGACAAGGUGUUCCCCAAGACCUCAGGGAACAUUACAAGCUUCACGACACUCACCACCUCCAUUCUAUCUGAUGGGAUUCCCAUGUGCAUUCACGCAGUUCACCAAACCACUUUUCUCUGUGCCAUCAAUCACAGUUGUUUCCUUGUCUUGCCUCCCAACUUCCCUAGAGGUGUUCCUGCUGUUGCUCCCAGAUAAUUGCUUGGAUUUUUAUAUGUAAGGGUUUCUCCGGCAGUCAUGGCCUCCUAUCAGCAUUUAACUGGGCCUGCAGUGAUAGGACUCACCCAGCAACCCCUUCUAUUGUUUGGUUCUUACCAAAGAUCUACAGAGUUGCUGGUGACUGAGGCUCCAACCAUCCCCCUGACUCCUAUCUGUUAAUAACCAUUCUCUAAGAGGGAUUUUUCAUCUUGCUGUGACAAUUAUAAGCAGGUCCUCACUGUGCAACAUGAAACCACACAAA
Molecule: messenger RNA, 4466 nt
Organism: Corvus hawaiiensis (hawaiian crow)
Lineage: Eukaryota; Metazoa; Chordata; Aves; Passeriformes; Corvidae
Product: arylamine N-acetyltransferase, pineal gland isozyme NAT-10
Exons: 2
Coding region: 991-1863 (290 amino acids)
Molecular function (GO): acetyltransferase activity
Source: RefSeq, a predicted model, not a curated record